CUGUUUCAGGACGCAUCCACACGAACAUUGGCCGCGUUGAAUCGUAUCCAAGUGAACUUUUCAUUUGUCCUUAAAACCGUAUUGGAUCAACAACCAAUUCUCUUUCUCACGGCCUUCACAAUCGUCUUCUGGAUAGUCACUUCGUGGACAUUUGUGCAGUGUGAACGAUUUGGACAAGCUGAUCAGGAUGUACCAUCGAUCCUCUAUUCCAAUGCUCUAUGGUUCAUAGCUAUUACCUUCAUGCUGAACGGCUAUGGUGACAUUGUGCCGCAGACACACGCUGGAAGAAUUAUCGCGAUUUUUGUUGGCGUAAUUGGUGCUAUUAUAUCGUCGAUUCUUAUCGCUGUUAUUUCACGGAAUAUUCUGCUAUCACAAGGCCAGCGUAAUGUUAACAAUUUCAUGCAUGACAGCAAAUUAACCAGAGAGCACAAGAACGCCGCUGCAAAGGUGUUGCAACAAACAUGGCGCAUUCAUAAAUGUCUCCGAUGUGGACCUGAUAGCCGACUGCGCACGUAUCAACGGAAGUUUCUUCGUGCUAUUCAUGAGUUCCGCGCCAUAAAGAACGAAAUGCGUGUUUUCGCAGAGAACAAUUCAGCUAAUAACCAGCAAGUAACUCGAUUAGUAGCAGAAAUGCAUUUCUCAAUGCAACGUCUAAUAUCGGCCCAGGAAGAGAUGAGGGCUCAAAUUGAAGUGCUGCAACGAGCUGUUCGUAAUCACUACACGAACACUCAGCAACGGUCAGUACCAUGA
Messenger RNA from Cooperia oncophora, 750 nucleotides. The record is from the annotation of a GenBank genome assembly. Lineage: Eukaryota; Metazoa; Nematoda; Chromadorea; Rhabditida; Trichostrongylidae.